CAACUCAUUUUUUGUUUUUAAAGCUAAGGUCCCAUGCAUCCCAGGCUGGCCUUGAACUUGCUAUGUAUCUGGGGAUGACCUUGAAUUUCUGAUCCUCCUGAGUACUGAGAUUACAGGCACAUUCCACCACAACUGGUUUAUGAAGGGCUGGGGAUCAGUCCCAGGGCUUCAUACAUACUGGGCAUCACUUGCCAACUGAAUAGACUGUCCCAAGUCCCAGAGUUGAGUUUCUAAAGAGCAAAAGUACUUGUCCACUUUGCUGGAACUCCCCAGUGAUACUCAUAAACUCCAGAUGAGGUUCUCAGUUGUUUCCCCGGUCCUAGAAUUUUGUAGCAUGCCAGCACAUGACAGUCUCCAGUGUGCCUGUGUUGCUCUGAAUGUUUCUGGGAACUUAAUGCUUCCUGACUCCCUCAGUUACCAUCCAGCUUAUGGUCAGCAACUGCAGGGUUUUUGUUUUCCUGGUGGACGUGGCAAAGCUGGCCCACAGCAGGUACCUGCAAAUGUUGCUGGAGACAGUCAUCAAGGCAUAGGUGGCCAGCUCUGGAGCUAGGGGUAGGAGGCUAUGCAAGUCAGUGGUGAUCUGAGGGGCCUGUUGCCUCUGAUGGGAAGAAUGAAUUGCCUUUAACUCUUGCCCUUGACCCUUGCUCAGCCACAUUUAGGGGUGAUCUGGGCUCCCACCUGUAUGGGGGAGGUCUGUGAAUUACAAAAAAAAAAAAAAAAAAAAAAAAAGCUGGAAUCAGGGCAGAGAAUGAUCAAAGAGUGAGGUUCAGAUGGGAUUGGUAGGGGUCACCUCUAGAAGAAUAUUCACAUGGUAGUGGGAAGUUCAAGAAUGUAUCAAGUGCCAUGCAGCAUUUGGAGAGAGCUCAGCCUAAGGAUCUGAUCACCAUGUCAACUACAUUCUUUCAUAGGAGCCUCCUUUCCCCACAGCCCUAGGGUGCAGGAGCUACAGACUGCUCCAUCUCCAUGUAGAAGUUUUCUUUGGCUGGUCUUGGACUGUGGGGAAUUGACCUAGGGACUGAGUCACUACUAUUAAUUCCAGCUUGGUGGCCCCGUCUCUAGAGUGUGGAUGAAACAAAGGGAACUGCCUAGGGUUUGGGCUCUCCAGGGCUGCCAUUGGUGCACUGCCCCCUCCCUAUGCUGCAUACCUUGCCCACAGCUGAGCAGCUGGGAGGCUAUUUAUAAAGGCGGUGAGAUCAGCGGCAGAGGCUAUAAAUGCACUGGACACGGCUGAGCCCCACAGGAACAGUGGUCCAGUGCACCAGAGCUUUGGGCUGCGACACCAGGAUGAGUGCCAGUGCUGGUGGUAGUGGUGGUGUGGACUGUGGUGGCAGCAGCAGCAGCUCUCAGACUUCCUGUGGGCCUGAGUCCUCAGGCUCUGAAUUAGCUCCAGUCACACCAGCACCUCGGUUGCUGCAGGGGCUCCUGGGUUCUGAUGAUGAGGAGCAGGAAGACCCCAAGGAUUAUUGCAAGGGUGGUUACUACCCAGUGAAGAUAGGUGAUUUGUUCAAUGGGCGGUACCAUGUGGUGCGCAAGCUAGGCUGGGGCCACUUCUCUACAGUCUGGCUCUGCUGGGAUAUUCAGCGCAAGCGCUUCGUGGCCCUGAAAGUAGUGAAGAGCGCAGGGCAUUACACAGAGACAGCUGUGGAUGAGAUCAAGCUCCUGAAAUGUGUCCGGGACAGUGAUCCUAGUGACCCCAAAAGAGAGACCAUUGUUCAGCUCAUUGAUGACUUCAGGAUCUCAGGAGUUAAUGGAGUCCGUGCUCCUCCAUGGUGGAGGGUAGGUAAGCCUGUGCCUUUGCUGUGUUGCUGGCUGCCCUUCACUCCAAGUCCAGAUGUGUGCAUGGUGCUAGAGGUCCUGGGCCACCAGCUCCUCAAAUGGAUCAUCAAGUCCAACUACCAGGGUCUGCCUGUGCCCUGUGUUAAGAGCAUUGUUAGGCAGGUGCUACAUGGUCUGGAUUACCUCCAUACUAAGUGCAAGAUCAUCCACACGGACAUCAAGCCUGAGAACAUCCUUCUGUGUGUUGGAGAUGCCUAUAUUAGGCGCCUGGCUGCUGAAGCCACAGAGUGGCAGCAGUCAGGGGCCCAGCCCCCAUCCCGCUCCACAGGUACCAAGAGCAUGUGCGGGGAUUGGCACCAGGACUCUGGGCCUCAAUCCCUGCCUGAAUUACUACUUUUUUUCUCCCCAACCCCUACCCCAGUUAGCACCGCCCCCCAGGAGGUCUUGACUGGUAAGCUGUCCAAAAACAAGAGGAAGAAGAUGAGGCGCAAAAGGAAGCAACAGAAGUGGCUGCUGGAGGAACGGCUGCGGGACUUGCAGAGGCUGGAGGCCAUGGAAGAUGCAGUACAGGCUGAUGACUCUGGCUCAAGAUUAGAGCAGGGCAGCGGCUCCACCUCUUCUUCAGGCUGCCACCCAGAGGGCACCAGGGCUGGCCCCUCUCCAGCCUCUUCUUCCCCUGUGCCUGGGGGUGACCGCAGCCUUAGUCCCAGCUCACAGACCUCAGGUUUCUCAGGGUCUCUGUUCUCCACGGCUUCCUGCUCCAUCCUCUCAGGGUCAUCUAAUCAGCGUGAGACUGGAGGUCUCCUGUCUCCUAGCACACCAUUUGGUGCUUCCAACCUCCUGGUGAACCCCCUGGAGCCCCAAAAUGCAGACAAGAUCAAGAUCAAGAUUGCAGACCUGGGCAAUGCCUGCUGGGUGCACAAACACUUCACCGAGGACAUUCAGACUCGGCAGUACAGGGCCGUGGAGGUGCUGAUUGGUGCUGAGUAUGGCCCCCCAGCUGACAUCUGGAGCACAGCAUGCAUGGCCUUUGAGCUGGCCACUGGUGACUACCUGUUUGAGCCUCACUCUGGAGAAGACUACAGUCGUGAUGAAGACCACAUUGCUCAUAUCGUGGAGCUUCUGGGAGAUAUCCCCCCAGCUUUUGCCCUCUCAGGCCGCUAUUCACGGGAGUUCUUCAACCGCAGGGGACAGCUGCGCCACAUCCAUAACCUCAAGCAUUGGGGCCUAUAUGAGGUGCUCAUGGAGAAGUACGAGUGGCCCCUGGAGCAAGCCACACAGUUCAGCGCCUUCCUGUUGCCCAUGAUGGAGUACAUCCCUGAGAAGAGGGCCAGUGCUGCCGACUGCCUCCAGCACCCCUGGCUUAAUCCCUAGAUCUUGCUGGAGCUGUGGACAGCAGGGGCUGUGCUGGCUUUGCCCCAGCUCACAGUGCCUUGAGGCAAAGCAGGCAACUUCUACCACCCUGUGGGAACUGCUCUCCCACCCUACUGGGUGCUAUUGUGUUCACCCCCUCCCCAUGGCAGGAUAGAAAUGCUGAGGCAAAGCCCACAUCUCAGCCUGUCUACUUCUGAUCCUCCUAGAGGGUUCUGAGUGGGAAAGAGUGCCUGUUUCUUUCUUAAUAAAGUGGGAACUGAAA
Molecule: messenger RNA, 3412 nt
Organism: Peromyscus maniculatus bairdii (prairie deer mouse)
Lineage: Eukaryota; Metazoa; Chordata; Mammalia; Rodentia; Cricetidae
Source: RefSeq, a predicted model, not a curated record